UAGAACGCCUGCGGCUUAAGGAAGACAAGCAAAUUUCAAGUUGGCCGCGGCUUGGGCUCCGCGUGGGGGAGGGGCAGCAGGUUUUUCUUGCUGGAUUUCUAAAUACCCACGUGCUGUCCACCAUGGCCAGCCGGAGUGGGAGCCGGGGCCGUGGCCGGGGCCAGUUGACCUUCAACAUGGAAGCCGUGGGCAUUGGGAAGGGGGAUGCUUUGCCCCCACCCACCCUGCAGCCUUCUCCACUCUUCCCUCCCUUGGAAUUCCGCCCAGUGCCUCUGCCCUCAGGAGAGGAAGGGGAAUAUGUCCUAGCACUGAAGCAGGAGCUACGAGGAGCCAUGAAGCAGCUCCCCUAUUUCAUCCGGCCAGCUGUCCCCAAAAGAGAUGUGGAGCGUUACUCAGACAAAUAUCAGAUGUCAGGGCCGAUUGACAAUGCCAUCGAUUGGAACCCUGAUUGGCGGCGUCUACCCCGGGAGCUAAAGAUCCGAGUGCGGAAGCUACAGAAGGAGCGGAUCACCAUUCUACUCCCCAAGAGGCCCCCUAAGAACACAGAAGAUAAAGAGGAAACAAUACAGAAACUAGAGACCCUGGAGAAGAAGGAAGAAGAAGUGACUUCAGAGGAAGAUGAGGAGAAAGAAGAAGAAGAAGAGAAAGAAGAGGAAGAAGAAGAAGAGUAUGAUGAAGAAGAACAUGAAGAGGAAACUGAUUAUAUUAUGUCAUAUUUUGACAAUGGAGAGGACUUUGGAGGUGACAGUGAUGACAAUAUGGAUGAGGCUAUAUACUGAAGAAAGGACCCCAAACAACACCCUGGACCCACAUAUCUUUCUUGAUUUGGGGAUACAGAGAGUAACUGUCCCUAUUAUUUGGUUUUGUGGACAAACAAAUCAUUUAGUCAGAGUUCAGAUAACUUGUUUGGUUCCUAGAGAUAGGAAUAGAGAGUCAUGACAGCCUCUUUUCUACCCUUCCUUCCUUCCACUUUUGUAGCACCUCUCAUAUCUUGGGGAAGGUGCAAAGAACAAAUGUCUCAAUUGUAUGAAGGGAGUAGAAAGAACUGGGGUUGUUAGAGCUGAGACCACUGCACACAUACUCCUUCCUAAUUUUUACAGCUCUUUGUGGAGAUGAUUGGGGGUGGGAGCAGUUAGGAGGAGUAAGGCCAGUUUUAUAUUUUUAAAUAAAGCGUUUUUAUCUGUC
Messenger RNA from Propithecus coquereli (Coquerel's sifaka), 1185 nucleotides. It is a transcript of the gene POLR3GL, whose product is annotated as polymerase (RNA) III (DNA directed) polypeptide G (32kD)-like. Bases 123 to 779 code for a protein of 218 amino acids. The transcript is spliced from 8 exons. Gene Ontology annotation, cellular component: RNA polymerase III complex. Gene Ontology annotation, biological process: transcription by RNA polymerase III. The record is from RefSeq and is a predicted model, not a curated record. Lineage: Eukaryota; Metazoa; Chordata; Mammalia; Primates; Indriidae.